This is a messenger RNA of Austrofundulus limnaeus, 2387 nucleotides long. RefSeq names its product matrix metallopeptidase 28 (gene mmp28). The transcript has 8 exons. Bases 217 to 1785 code for a protein of 522 amino acids. The record is from RefSeq and is a predicted model, not a curated record. Gene Ontology annotation, cellular component: extracellular matrix. NCBI's taxonomy places the organism in Eukaryota, Metazoa, Chordata, Actinopteri, Cyprinodontiformes, Rivulidae. Gene Ontology annotation, molecular function: zinc ion binding; metalloendopeptidase activity. Gene Ontology annotation, biological process: collagen catabolic process; proteolysis; extracellular matrix organization.
AUCUCCACUCCUUAGAGCAGCAAGAAUGUACAGUGGUGCGAAUCUGCUGGUAUUUUGCCUUGAAGCAUCGGAACAGGCUCUGACAGAGGGGGCGGUGCUGGCCUUCCUCCUCCUCCUCUGAAUAAGUUCAGUCCUGACAGGGAUGGAGUCAGCUGUGUCCUCUGCUGCUGACAGAGGACUUCCAGCCAUGAAGAGAGGAGCGGCAGCUGUGCAGGGAUGUGUGGUGGUGUGACGGCGUGUUCAGCCGGGAACGAGCCGCCCACCUCCGGGGGGGACAUGAGAGUCUGGAUCCUGGCUGUGAUCGUGCUGCUCACCGCUCACAGCACCCGGGGAUCCCCGCUGCAUCUGGACCCAGAGGACUUUCUGGAAAAGUAUGGGUACCUCCACCGUGAGCACCAGAUCUACAACUCAGUGGAGAUGCAGUCAGCCAUCCGAGAGUUCCAGAGGCUGUCCAAUCUAGCCGUCACAGGGGAGCUGGACAGCGCCACCCUGCAGCAGAUGGCGGAGCCCCGCUGUGGUGUGUCGGAYGAAGGCAGCCAGAGGAUCUGGACUCGGAGAGUAAAUGUGGUCUUUACUGGGAAGAAGCAAGCAAAGCACCGCGGGAGACGAUCCAWUGGACAAGCUGAGAAGUGGCACAAGCACCGUCUGACCUACCAGAUGGUAAACUGGCCUCGCCGCCUGUCUCUGGGCUCCGUGCGGCUGGCGGUGAGCGCUGCCUUCCAGCUGUGGAGCAACGUGUCCAACCUGGUGUUUCAGGAGGCCCCCGAAGGCCCCGCAGACAUACGCCUGGCUUUUUACGAGGGGGACCACAACGACGGGGCCAGUAAUGCUUUCGAUGGACCAGGAGGAACCCUGGCCCACGCCUUCCUGCCCCGCCGGGGAGAAGCCCACUUCGACAUGGCCGAGCGGUGGACGCUGAACGGACACAAAGGCCACAACCUGUUCAUGGUGACGGCCCACGAGAUCGGACACACGCUGGGGCUGGAGCACUCACCGGUGCGCCACGCUCUGAUGUCGCCGUACUACAGGAAACUGGGCCGCAGCCUGGUUCCCAGCUGGGACGACAUCCUCGCCGUGCAGCAGCUGUACGGUAAACCGCUGGGGAAUCGCCUGGUGAGGCUGCCGGGUCAGGUGCUGCACGCCGCGCUGCAGGAGUGGGAGUUCACGGAGCUUCAGACCCCAGGGCUGCCUCUUUACUGUCAGGGGGUCUUUGAUGCCAUCACUCUGGAUGAGAGCAGGACUGUCCUGGUGUUUCGAGGCAGCGUGUUCUGGACGGUGUCGGCUGCAGGCAGCGUGAGCGGCCCCCKGCCCCUCCGUCAGCGCUGGCCCGACCUCCCUCAGGCCAUCGAGGCUGCCGCCUUCUCCCCGCUGGACUCCAAGUGGUAUUUUUUCAAAGGGAAGAGGAUGUGGCGUUACACAGGCAGCGUUCUGGACCCGGGUUUCCCCAUAAAAAGCAGCGAGUUUCCUCGCCACCCCGACUGCGCCUUUUAUUACGCCCCGCUGGGUCACAUGGUGCUCCUGAAGGGCGCCCGCUACCACGUGCUCAACCUGAAAACUCUGCGCCAAGAACCCUACUACCCCCGCAGACUGACGGACUGGAAGGGGGUUCCACAGGGGUCCAACGGGGCGCUGACCCACACGGACGGACGCCUCUACCUGUUCAGAGAUCAGCAGUUCUGGAGGUUCGACCCCGUGAAGGUUCGGGUCACCAGAGUGGGUCAGUGGGCUCAGGACUUGAGCUGGACCGGCUGCAGCAACAUUCCAGAGAACAACCACCUCCUCUGACCCGCAGGGGGCGCUGGAACAUUAAACGUGCAAUAAGACUCCAAUUUUACACUAAAGAACCUGAGAUUUAUCAACUUUAAACAUUGAAUUUAAAUGCAGCAGUGGCCUGGCUCAGACUAGUCCAACACUAAGUUUAUACAUUUACAAGCACAUAUUUAUACUACUGAGAGCAAUUACGUCCCUGUGUAUGUGUAAUUACAGUCCUGUUUAUGUAGUUUAAAUAAUCUGACAAAAAAACUGGUAUUAUAGGUUAUUUUUUCAUGGGAGAAAGUAGAUUGUGUUUGGCCUCAGCAAGAGCAGAAAACCUAAAGAUUUCUAAUCUGUGUGAACAAAAAAACAAAUCAAAGAAACAUUCUAAAAUUAACAGUCUUUGUUCUACUGGGAGCUUUUAUUUUGAAAACUAGGGUGUCAGACAACUUUCUCUGGUUCUUACCUUUAGUUUGACAUCCUUACAAAAAAUUAAAAAUGUCGAAAGGCUUUUAAGGAAUUUCAGGGGCGACUGUUAAGGGGUUCUUUAACAUUUCAUGAUUCUCAUUCUUCUGAGACAUGAGUGGUCUGAUCAGAUCAAAUAACAAAAUAAAAUAGAAAAACAAAAAUCACCA